Salvia hispanica is the source of this 759-nucleotide messenger RNA. The record is from RefSeq and is a predicted model, not a curated record. Lineage: Eukaryota; Viridiplantae; Streptophyta; Magnoliopsida; Lamiales; Lamiaceae.
AUGAUUUUGACGAAUCGGAACCGGCGGUUUUCGAACCGUGGCCACCACUACUUACGCAUAAUUCUUCUACGCGACAAUGGUCUUAUCAGUCCUCUUGUUAAACAACGAAUUAUAUCCAUCCACGACAAAGCUGUUGGCCUGCAAUUGAAUCUCAAGCAUUUUCCAGAAAAGGGAAUAAUAAGGGAGGUCGCAAAUACAUCAGAAGAGAUUAUUCAAUAUCUUUUCUCCCAGCAAAAUUUCUCAGAUUAUGGAUCCAUAGGCCCAACUGUCAGACUUUUAGAUCAGUUGGGGAAAUUGGCUAUGGAGCUCGACUCAACUGUUGGAUAUGUGGUUGACUACUGCAAGGAGAGUGAUGUUGCGGUUGGUUUUGGUGAGGAUCUAAGUGAUUCUACUGCUGCUACAUCAUCAUCAUCAUCAAUAUAUCCACCCACGGGCAGAGAUGAUAUGGUUGGUUUCGAUGAAGAUGUAUUACAGAUGAAGGACUGGCUAAUUAGCAUAUCAUCCAACCGAGAAAUCCUCCCUAUUGUUGAAAUGGGAGGCCUUGGUAAGUCCAAACUUGCUACACAUAUUUAUAAUGAUCCAUUGAUUAAUCAACAUUUUGAUAAUCAAGCUUGGGUCACAAUAUCACAAGAUUAUAGUAUACCAAGUAUUGUCUCACAAUUACUAGCUUCGCUCAAAGGAAAAGUAGAUCGAGUUGGAAGGGAGCACAUAAGCUUGAAAUUUACAAAAUCUUAUUGGGGAGGAGGUAUCUCAGAGUAA